AUGACUACCAGACUCUGGGCGCUUGGCUCCAACUCAUCAGGACAACUAGGCGUUGGUCAUUACGAAGACGUCGACACACCAACACCAUGCAGUUUUAUCCACACCCAAAGCCUCUAUGGUACCACGAGCAGUGCAAAGGCCCACAUGGAGCAAUCAGACGCCUUGAGAUCACCUGUCCGCAAGAUUGUGGCAGGUGGAAACCAUACCAUUGUCCUCUGCGAAAACGGUGCAGCGUAUGCCGCUGGUAAUGGAGAAGCGCUCGGCGAAUGUGUUGAUCUCGCAUCGCACCCUUCAGUCUCUGCUGAGCUGAGCUCUCAAGACCUGACACCAUGUUUUAAAAGGGUAACGUGGUGGGAGAAUUCUCAGCUACUAGAUACUUUCGUUGACGUUUCCGCGACAUGGACCGCGAGCUUUUUCGUCACCCCGCCCCAAACUCAGGAUGGAUAUGUUGUCCGUCUUGGUCGAAUAUAUGUCUGCGGAAAGGGCGAGAAAGGCGAGCUCGGUCUUGGGAAGUAUAUCUUUGAGACAGCAAAGCCAAGACAGGUGGCAGUGUUUGGCGAUAAAGACUAUCCCAGGUGCUAUAUCAGUACAGACGUUGAGAGAGUCCCGCUCAUACCAGGCACCCUAACGGGUAUUUGGAGUAGUGUAGCUUAUACACUAACCUGUUCGACAGAUGAAGUUCAUGUCUUUGGCUGGGGCAGUUGUCGAAAAGGUCAGCUGGGGAAUAGCACGAAGGCCGACAAGGAGCUCUGGAAACCAAGACGGGUCACUGACGAGGAUAUCAAGCAGGACACGGAGAUUGACAGGAUUUUUACGGCAGCUGUGGGAAAAGACUUUGCGUUGUAUCAAGGAACUCAUGGUAAGCAAGAAGAUACGGUGAUAGAAUGGAGACUGCUAGGUGGGAAUAGCGUUCUGAAAAGCGAUGGAGACGAUGUGAAGAGUUUCCUUGCAGACUUGAGCAUACCAGUACCGAGCGCAGAGAUGGUGUGGCCAAGGACGAGUCUGUAUGCGAGUUGGUCGAAUGUCUAUAUUUUGGAGAGUAGGACGAACAAGGUGAAAGCUCUGGGAAGGAAUGAUCACGGUCAACUGCCACCAAAGCAGCUGCCGGGAGUGUGGACCAUGGCUGCGGGAAGCGAACACUGUGUAGGCUUGACACCCGAAGGGGGAGUUGUGACAUGGGGCUGGGGUGAGCACGGGAAUUGCGGAAGGAGGAGCGACGAGACUGGGCAAGGCUGGAGUGUGUUGUCUCUACCUGCCGUGAGGACUGAAACAGCUGCUGGAGUUGGUGCAGGAUGUGCAACGACUUUUAUCUGGACUGCUGAAAAGUAA
Endocarpon pusillum Z07020 is the source of this 1329-nucleotide messenger RNA. RefSeq lists its product as uncharacterized. The record is from RefSeq and is a predicted model, not a curated record. The transcript has a single exon. The coding region runs from base 1 to 1329 and encodes 442 amino acids. Lineage: Eukaryota; Fungi; Ascomycota; Eurotiomycetes; Verrucariales; Verrucariaceae.